Molecule: messenger RNA, 1698 nt
Organism: Corticium candelabrum
Lineage: Eukaryota; Metazoa; Porifera; Homoscleromorpha; Homosclerophorida; Plakinidae
Exons: 9
Coding region: 1-1698 (565 amino acids)
Source: RefSeq, a predicted model, not a curated record
AUGGCUACAGAAAAACACCAGUGGGAAACACGGUUGAAUCCCCAACUAGUGGAAGUGGCCGAAAUAUUGAGUCCACGCCGCAAUCGGCUUCCGGCACGUCUUUUUAGUAAAGGCCUGAUCAGUGAAGACGACUUAGACCGUUUCGACGCAUCAACUAAAGUAGAAACGGAUUUGGCUUUGGAUAUUCUAAAUCUGCUUCGUCGUCGACAACGUCCCGGAUCAUUCGACACAUUUUGUGAUGUUCUUCUUCAGACGAAAGAUGAGACUUUACGUGACGUGGAGAGGCAGCUUCGUCCACAUGUGCGAGACAACCCUGAGAGUCAUGAUUUAGCAGAGCAAAACAGUUUGCACGUAACAGAACGUCAGCUGCAGCAGUCUAGUGACAAUUUGUCUUCUAAAACAGAUCGUGGCUCUGGUGAUGACAAGUCUAAUCAGAAACUUGACAGAAGAUCUAUUCAAUUUUUUGUGAAAGAAGAUUUACUGGAAGAAUUCAACAAACAAUCGGAUAACCUAUUAGAUGCUUUGGUUCAUGGACUUGAUGUUCCAAAGGAAAAUAUUACAUCAUAUCCAGCACGUGGUCAAAUUCCUUAUUCACAGAGCAAACGGGCUUAUGUUAUUCAUGUUGCUGAGAAGGCUAUGAUUACAAUUCUUGUCAGUGGAGUUGAAAGACCUGCAAUUAAGAAUCAGAGCAACAUGAUAAUCAGUUUACUUGCUAUAACUACCAAAUUCAAAGAAUCAGAGAUCGAAAUUGUUCAAGUUUUGCCUUCAAACAGUUGUUUGUUGGUUAUUCGCUUGCCUGGAUUGGCAAUGGUGCGCCUUAUUAUUGCCUUUUUCAGUCCACAAAUGAGGCCCGUGUUUCUUCAACGUCUUGCAAGAGUUUUGCCUGAAUCAGCCGUGGAAAUUAAAUUUGGAUUUGCAUCACUCCCAGAUUAUUCGGCGCCAUUACCGUCAUUGCGUUAUAGAGACAACUCUCAGUACUUUCGUACACGUCAGCAAACAAAGACUUCAUCAGGAAUUUUUGAGACAAACAAGGCGACUUUGUCUUCAUCGUUAACAGUGGAAUUACAAUUCAGGAAGACUAGGAAGUGUAUCAGUGACUUGUUUGAUGUUGUUGAUGGUUUGAAUGAUGAUCUGCAAACAUGUGAGGAACAGGUCAUUGGUAUACAAAAGCAACUCCAGCGCACAAAGAAGUUGAACGACUUAGAUAAGACAAUACUGGAAAAACUUGAGGAGGGCAAAAUUGAGAUUGCACUGAUGUAUCCAGAUGAUUGUUCAGUUGGUGCUUGUUGUGCAAGAAUGAAACUCCAAGAACAUAACGUUGCAAGAGAUGUAAUUGAUAUAUGUGAUGCAAUUGAAGGCUAUCAAGAGAGUAUUCACUCGCAUGUACAGCAAAUGUCACAAGUGGCAGAGCCAAUGACAUACAGUCACACAUGUACAUUAAUAGAAAGAUUACAAACCAGGAUAGCUACUCUGAAGCUUCUUAGGAAAGAGGAGCUAUACAAAGCUGAUCACAACAAAUCGGAUCAAGAUAAACUUGAUGGUGAGCUUUAUCUGUGCAUUGUGCUAAAUGUUGGCAUGUCUGUUGACAACACUAAUAGUUAUGACAAUGCUAGAGUCGCAUCUGUAUAUUUGAUUGGACAUCAUCAAUUAUUUGACCAUGAGUCUCACAAGGCAUGGAAGGUGGACACUUGGAAUUGA